Caenorhabditis elegans is the source of this 1172-nucleotide messenger RNA. RefSeq lists its product as uncharacterized. The transcript has 6 exons. Bases 162 to 1139 code for a protein of 325 amino acids. Lineage: Eukaryota; Metazoa; Nematoda; Chromadorea; Rhabditida; Rhabditidae. The record is from RefSeq and is marked reviewed.
GCACGGAAGACUGAAGGAAUAUUGAUUUUUUUGACAUCCCAUUUUUAGUACAGUCACUUCUACACAAAUAAAAAAACGUGGACGUUGAGUUAUGUUGAAUAUGUCCAUUCAUUGUAUCCACAUGAAACCAAAUACAAUACUAACUCUGUUUCUACAGCACCAUGAGGUACUUCAACUGCCUUUUAUACUGGUUUCUAUCAAUUUUUAUCGUAGUAGUGUACUACAAUGAGAUUUUGACAACGCCGAUAAUUGAACCUUCGGUUGAGUACGUACUCUGCUCGACUCUUUUAGACUACCUAAAAGCUCCCAUUCCAGUUCUCCUAAUUGAUUUUGAGAUACUUGAACAAAUCGAAAGAAAUUCGUGUCAUAUGCAAACAGAGAAACGGGUCAAGAUCGGUGUAGACAAAACCCAAGAAAACGCUCAUCUUCUGCAGAAAGAUUCCCGCUUCCACGUGGUAAACUAUAAAAAUUCCACGAAAACUGAUCAUUUGGAUUUUGAAGUUACGACAUUUACGAAGAAAUCUAUUCCUAAACGCUUUGGAGCUAGAAUAGUUGGAAAUGUUCAAGUUCCCUUAGAUAUUCAACAAUUUAUGGGAUUUUGGCAGAGAUCAAUGGUUUUAGAUUGUAAAAAAGAAAGAAAUGAGAUUUCCCAACCGAGCACGGCUUCAAACGACCUCGCGGCUCUUCAAAAUGUGCUAAUUGAAAAUGGAAUGUUUCCAUUUUUAAACGGAAGAACAUUACUUAAUUGGUAUAAGGAAUGUACUACAAAGCAUGAAAUUUUCAAUUUUAUGGUCAUGGCUAGCAAUUUCAAUUUGAACUUCUUAGAAAACUUGGAGAAAGGACAAUCUAAAUUGAAGUUGGUGCAGAAAAAUAGAACAGUGGGAAAUGGAUUGAGGAUUACUGUAGCUUUGAAUGAAGUAAAGGCACAUAUAGGAUUACUGUACAAGGAGUUGAAUGAAGAUGGAUCUGUGGUACAUUGGACAAAAGGAAACAACUUCAAAAAUCAUACAAUUCGCUUUUCAACCUAUGACCCAUGGUGUUCAACUGAUAUUCACGGUCAUUUGUUUUGGAUUUCUUGUACUCCUGGAACACGUAUAGCCGAAGAAUUUGCAAACACUAAAUUUACUGAUUUUGUUUGAAAUUUAUAGUUUUUAAAUUGGAAAAUAAGAUUU